Messenger RNA from Umbelopsis ramanniana AG, 2784 nucleotides. RefSeq lists its product as uncharacterized. The transcript is spliced from 2 exons. Bases 1 to 2784 code for a protein of 927 amino acids. The record is from RefSeq and is a predicted model, not a curated record. Lineage: Eukaryota; Fungi; Mucoromycota; Umbelopsidomycetes; Umbelopsidales; Umbelopsidaceae. Gene Ontology annotation, molecular function: protein binding.
AUGUCCACCACCGACGACGACUUUGCGGGUAAAGAAACCAAGAAAUAUCAUGAAGAUGACAGCAAUGACAAUGUAUUCAAAAUUCUGCCAACGGCCAUCCUACAGAUUUUGCCUGGGAUAGCAGUAGCAGCCAAGUCCACAGACAGUAUUGUAAGCGCAGUCACUCAGUGGAUCAAACUCGAAACCCUUGCACGUACACUUGAAGUUUGGCUCGAUGCGCUAUGUGAGCAGCUUCCCAACUUACAGGAAGAGACUCGACUAUUGGGCCGUCUCAGUAUUGGCAUUGCUUUCUUGCUUGAGAGUGGUCGAGCAGGGCACGUGGUGACGCCAUCUGAUCUGUCUCUGGUAUGGAGCUUGGUACAAGACGCCCUCACCAGUGCAUCGGUAAGCCUUCCUCUCUUCGCUGCGUCUCGUAGUGCGCAAGGGUUUCUCGCAGUUCCCCUUUGCAGUCUGAUCAAAGAUGGAGAUAUUGAAGUCCUGUUCAGAUUUCAUGUCUGGCUUCCAAAUCAGUAUCGAGGAAACCCUGACGUGGACCUUCAUUCGCACCAGUGUUCCUCCCAGAGCUGGAUUCUGGCUGGGGAAGGGACGGAUCUUUCCUACACCGUUGAGGCGACUGAGGAUUUUGAAGGCGCAACUCAUUCCAAGUACGCACUUUCCUGGACCGCCGAGGAUGGAGCCGACGACGAUGGAAAUGUUGGAGAUAACAAAUACAAAACUCGCCAGCAAAAAUCAACCGUGGUCAAUACUGGCAAAUUAGUAAAAGCUGCACUAAGACGUUCGGAAGUUCACACUCGAAACACUAGUUACACCAUCGACGCCGCAGCAUACCAUCGAUCUGAAGUUUCAAUUGAUAUUUUGCAUGCCACCCUGUUCGUUUUCGAUGGCAAACGCGGUUUCGUGAAAGAUGCGGACGUCAUGGGCCCAAAGGAUGGCACGUCUUUUGCUCAGAAACGAGACCCUGCAGGUGUAACGGCUGCUCAACUCGUGGGCAAGGUCGAACUUAUCCGCUCAUGGGAGGCUUAUUUGGAGCGAAGUAGACAACAUGCCAUACGUGCAGAUUGGGAACAUGCAUUGCGGGAACUGAAUAGUGCCCUCAUUUUGUGCGAUUCGGAUGAUGACUUUCCAAACAGUUCUCGUUACAAAAGCCUUGUCCUUGGUGAACUCGGCAGUAUCAAUAGGCGUUUCGGGAGAUAUGACCAAGCCAGGGACCUGUUAGAGAAAGCGGUUGAAGAACUAGGACAAUGUAAAGAGCGUGCAGAUUUCAGUGGCGAACUAUGUGUGGUCUAUCGUCAUUUGGGUGAACUUCAGCUGGCAAAGCAGGCGGCGGAGAUCGAGUACAAUACGGCUAAAGAGAUUCAGCUUGAACCUUCCAUAUGUCGCACCAUUGGCAACUUGGGCAUGAUUAACUAUCAGCUUUCACAGCGAGAUGGAGACGGUAGCUUGUUAGACUUGGCGAUCAGACAAUUGACUGAACGUAUUGAUGCUGCUCGACACAUGAGAAAUACAAGUGACACAAAAUCAAAUGACCCAAAGGUAAGGGCGCAGAUACGCAUGACUGCUACAACUUGGGAGGCUAUCGGCUUGGCUCGACUCUCAUUGUGUUACACGGCUAAAGGCAACAAUGAAAUGGCUGUAGACGCUGCGUUUUUAUCAUUGACUGCCACCAAUGCCUCCGAAGAUACGACGGUCAUUGCCAUGAGUCGCUUCUUUUACGGACGCGCUCUAUGGAGGAGUGGAAAGCUCCAAGAGGCACUGAAGCAAUUUAAUCAGUUUUCGACCAAUACCUGCACGCCUGUCAUUGCUAUGUGUAAAGAGCCUUCGAUGGAGAAUCGACAAUACUUGCGAGAACUGAUCGACGCUGGUGCAAAUAUGGAGCUCAUCGACGAGCAAGGCUACAAUGCAUUAGAUUAUGUUGUGUUCAAUCAAGAUAAAGAAACCAAACAAAUUGUUCUCGAAGGGCUUCGCCAACAGUAUCAUAGUGAGGCCGACAAAAAAUUGGCGGACCAACAUCUGGAUGCGAUGCGUCGAAAAGGCUAUCGUGAGCUGUUCCAGGAGAAAAUGCGCCCUGAGUUGCUUGCUCAUGGUGACGGCGACCGUUUGAUGCGUCUACGACGUGUAUAUGCAGAUGAGCUUGAUGCUGAUGAGAAGAAGAAGGAAUUAUUUGAUGGUCUCAAGUUCAUACCUUAUUCUGACUUCUGUCAAUUUGGAAGACUUCCGCGAUCAGACGAUGGUCUGGUGCAAAGCUUUAUGUCAAGCUCGCACGAUGGAUCUCAAAGCCACAAGGCUGAAUUUGUGAUUUUCAUGUCAUACCGAUGGAUCAACAAGCGUCCUGGGUCGACAUCCCCUGAUGAUGAAAAGCAUACACAAUACCGUCGCAUGGUCAAAGCCGCUGAGGAUUUCUUGGAACUUCAUCCUUCCGUGAAAAGAGAGAAGCUGGGUAUAUGGUUGGACCAUGCCUGCGUCGACCAAGACUCCCCACAACCAGGCGUCUCGGCACUACCCAUGAUUGUUGCGCAGUGCAAUGCUCUCAUCAGCCUCAUCGACGAUACAUACUACGAGCGUGCCUGGUGUUCUGUGGAAGUCAUGAUGAUGCAAACGCUGGUAAAAUCUUACAAUAUCCAUCUCUGGUACGAGCAUGUAGCGGAGAAGGAAGGCGUUGAAAAGUCUUAUCUACGAAAGGGACCAAUGGAUAUGGAAAUAACCAUGGCGGCAAAGUAUUUGACGUAUGAAACGGAUCGACCCAAGAUAUUAUUUUUGGAGAGGCAGACGAAAUUGUUGGGAUAA